Messenger RNA from Mytilus trossulus (common blue mussel), 1546 nucleotides. RefSeq names its product acetylcholine receptor subunit beta-type unc-29-like. Gene Ontology annotation, molecular function: transmitter-gated monoatomic ion channel activity involved in regulation of postsynaptic membrane potential; excitatory extracellular ligand-gated monoatomic ion channel activity; transmembrane signaling receptor activity. The coding region runs from base 16 to 1275 and encodes 419 amino acids. NCBI's taxonomy places the organism in Eukaryota, Metazoa, Mollusca, Bivalvia, Mytilida, Mytilidae. The transcript has 2 exons. Gene Ontology annotation, biological process: regulation of membrane potential; signal transduction; nervous system process. Gene Ontology annotation, cellular component: plasma membrane; neuron projection; synapse. The record is from RefSeq and is a predicted model, not a curated record.
UCUUAUUUUUAAAAAAUGCUUAGAACAAUGUAUAUUUGUGUUAUUUUGAUAACUUCGUUAUUCAGUACCAUUCUAUGUGCAUCAAAUACAGAUUUCCAGUCAUUUCUAUCAGGAACGGAAUACACAUCUUACAAUAAAAAGAUUUAUCCAAAGGCAACACAAUCAGAUCAGAUGAUUGUUUCAAUGAAGUAUUCACUAAUUGCUAUAAAUAAGAUGGACGAAGCACAUGGACAAAUACAUUUAGUUGGAUUUAUAGAAGCAUCUUGGACCAAUGAUUUGUUGACGGGCUGGGCUGCUGGUAUAGAUGAAAUGAUGAUUGGUCAAGACAACGUUUGGUUACCACCUAUUUCCAUACACAAUACAGUUGAAACACUCCAAACCUUAGGUUACAGGAGUAAUAAAAUCCGAGUAAAUAAGGACGGAACGCACACAUGGAAAGUAGGAAUAGUAUCAAAGACUAGCUGUAAAAUUACGAUGUCACAUUAUCCUUUCGAUACACAUACAUGCCAGCUCCAGUUUACACCGUUAGGUUAUUUGGAAGAUCAGGUUAAACUUGAGAACUCUACCUCUGCAAUAGAGCUGACCUACUUCGCAGAAAACGUUCAGUGGUGGAUUGACCAAACCUCUAUAUCAACAAGUACAAUAAAUGGAGCGUCAUAUUUAACAUUUAAUCUACGAAUAUCCAGACGUCCCGGAAAUGUUCUCAUCAAUUACGCCUUACCGGUUCUGAUAUUGUGUAUUUUAAGCAGUCUUUCAUACCUGAUGCCAGCAGAAUCGGGAGAAAGAAUUGCCUACUCGGUUGUUACCUUCUUAUCUCUGGUUAUUUAUAUUACAAUGAUAGCUGAUAACAUUCCACGUUCGUCAAGUCCAAUCACAAUUUUGAGCAUCUAUCUGACAUUAAUGUUAGUUAUGAGCUCACUAUCGAUGGCCAUGGCGACCUUGACCUUGAGAGUAUAUUCUCAAGAAGAGGCUACAGCCAUUCCAGUUUGGCUUAAACAUGUUACAGCCUUCCUUAAAUGCCAGAAGGGUAAAAAUUGUUGUUCUAAAAAGAAACGAAAGAGUAAAAUAGGUGAUAGUUCUGAUGAAUGGGGAGAUGACGAGUUUGAUAAAGAUGACGACGAUGAGAGUGUGACAGAAGAAUACACAGACUGGGAUGAGAUGCAAUGGCAAGAUGUAGGAGGUGUUUUAGACUGGACAUUUUUCCUUUUGUUCCUGAUUAUGACAAUUGUUGUGGCCAUUUUCUUUUAUUUUCCAUUAGCUUUUGCAGAAACCUAAAAUGUUGUCUUCUAUAUAUUUGAAUACACUUCAUCAGUGAUAAAUUGGUGAUAUUUUGUUGACUUCUUGGUAGAAACCAUUAAGACUGAUUGAAGUCAGUCAUUUGAUCUCAUUGGCAAUCAUAACACAUCAAAUGACGGUAUAGGUGUACAGACAAUUUCGAGCUCUAAAUCAUUUCUUGUGAGAAAAAAAAAUAAACAAAAAUAUUGAACUUCAAGGCAAAUUCAAAAAUUUGAAGUUCAUAAACAUUGACGAACUCAAACUCUAUCAA